Messenger RNA from Trichoderma asperellum CBS 433.97, 2202 nucleotides. RefSeq lists its product as uncharacterized. NCBI's taxonomy places the organism in Eukaryota, Fungi, Ascomycota, Sordariomycetes, Hypocreales, Hypocreaceae. The record is from RefSeq and is a predicted model, not a curated record.
AUGGAGGAACCUGGAAGAUUUUGCGAGAAAUGCCAGAAGUUCAACUUGAGCACAGCAGCCUUCCGCUCAUCGCCCUACAAUGAGCAGCGGAUGCAUCAGCUGGGUAGAUUCGUCGAAGUCGAAGCGCGCACCAAUUGCGCUCUUUGCCGGUUUCUAACUGAAGCCUUUCUUAAUGGACCGGGCACCCGUGAAGUUUUGCAAAAUAAAGCUUUAGUCCAGGGUACAUGGUCCUCUAUAUCAGAAGGCCAGCCAAAUGCUUCUUUGUUAUUUUGGCUUGUAGCGAACAGCGAGGUCGACAAAAUCGAAUUCAGCAUUAGACAUGUCAGAGAUGAUGAAGUACCCAUGCUCGGAGAUGCGAGGGUUAUAAACGAUGCGUUUAUCAACGUAAAUCUGGUCAAAAAGUGGAUUAAUCUUUGUGAAAAGGAACAUAAAUGCAAGAGCGUUCCUAUAGAAGCAACACGAGCUUCUCAGCUACCUGACGGAUUUAUGGUGAUCGACGUUAUUGAUAAAUGUCUUAUCAACAAGUCACAUCCGUGUCGAUACCUGGCGCUAAGCUAUGUGUGGGGUAAUAGCAUAGCUUUCAUGACGACUUCUCACAACGUCGAUGAGCUACGAGCGAACGGCUCGAUUCGAGACAUCUGGAAUCAGCUAUGUCCGACAAUUCAAGAUGCUAUACUGUUUACUCGCCAACUAGGGGAGCGUUACAUCUGGAUUGAUAGUCUGUGCAUAUUACAGGAUAAUGCACAGAAUGCGGCCGCUAAUAUUGAGGCUAUGGACUCGAUAUAUAGAUACGCGACAAUAGUUUUGCUAGUUGCAGAAGACAAUGCAGCACUGAGGGGCUUGCCCGGAGUUUCGAAUCCUCGUCAAUUACAUCAAUUUCGCUCAGAGCUUCUGCCUGGAUUACCUGUUCUAGGUCGCUUUAACCACAGCGCGUACAUGGAGCGAGCCAAAUAUAGAUCGCGAGGAUGGACUUAUCAAGAAGAACAGCUUAGUACACGAGCGCUUAUUUUCGCAAACGACCAGUUAUAUUUCGUAUGCCCUUCACAUGUUUUUGGGGAAGAUAUUCAUGAAGGAAACCAGUUAGGGCCGGAUAAACUUCUUAGAUUCCCAGACAUUACGUCCAAGUAUAUCUGUGAGGGUCAAGCUCAGUCCAUUAUGUAUUUCCGAGCUGUACAAGCUUAUACUCUGAGAACCUUGACCUUCCCAUCUGAUACGCUGAAGGCCUUCAGCGGCAUAGGUGCUGUGUUGAGCCAGGCGCUUUCAUCGCCACUGAUUUACGGACUCCCUGCGUCUAUUUUUGAUCUAGCUCUUCUCUGGCAGCCGGCUGGUAAAAUGAGCCGGAAAGAAGGCUUCCCUUCGUGGAGCUGGGCUGGGUGGCAUGGCGCUGCGCAGUGGAAUGGAGAUACAAUGGAGCUUGCGUCGUAUGGACCUCUGCCAAGUCCCAGGCAAGAACAAGAAGUAAUAACAACAUGGAUUAGGACGCGCACUUGGAUUGAAUGGAAAUACAGAGAUGAAGAUGGAACUGAAAAACUGGUAUGGAACUAUAACAGAGAGGGGAAAGCCGGGUGUAUGUUUUGGCCUUCCUCUGGAUAUAACGAGAUUUUAGAAAUUGGCUACGACUCCAAGGCUGCGACUAAAAAAAACCCCUUUGGUCGUCACUUCAACUCUGAUUCAGUCAUAUCAGGUUAUAAAUCUCGCUACCUAUCGCCAACCGCCGUGAGCUCCUAUCUGACAAAUAUUCCUGAUAAUCUCCAGCCUCUAUAUUUUCAGACACUUUCGGUUAAAUUCUACAUCAAACCUUCAGACUGUUACCUUCGUUAUGGCUCUGUUGAUCCGGUUUGGGAGCCAAAUGGGCGUGUGGUCUUUUUGCUGUAUACUGAAGACUUACACACCUGUGGUUACGUUUUACUUGAUGAAAUAUGGACGUCUAGAUUUUCCGCUAAAGAGCCUUAUGAGUUUUUACUUCUUUCGGAAGCAAAUUAUCACUGUGAAUGGAGACGCCCGCAUGAUGACCACCCAUACAAAAGGUUCUACAGCUAUCAAGAUUAUGAAGAGUUUCACACUAUGAUGAUAGAGUGGAAAGCUGUUGGCAGAGACGGUGCUAACGCUGCUGAGAGAGUCGGUCUGGGAAGAGUUCUAAAAGAGGCCGUAAGGAAUACUGAUGCGAGGAUUAUGGCUUGGAAAGAAGUUACUCUUAUUUAA